This is a messenger RNA of Lathyrus sativus (Indian pea), 447 nucleotides long. The record is from the annotation of a GenBank genome assembly. Lineage: Eukaryota; Viridiplantae; Streptophyta; Magnoliopsida; Fabales; Fabaceae.
AUGAGUAGGCCAGGAGAUUGGAACUGCAGGUCAUGCCAACACAUGAAUUUCCAAAGGCGCGAAUCGUGUCAAAGAUGCGGCGAUUCAAAAUACGGAGAUCGAGUUGAUUAUGGAUCGAUGUUUGGAGGAAUUAGAGGAGGAUCUUCGUUCGGAUUAAGUGGUUCGGAUGUUCGUCUAGGCGAUUGGUAUUGCGGUGCUGGUAAUUGUGGUGCACACAAUUUCGCUAGCCGUUUAAGUUGCUUCAAAUGUGGUGCUUUCAAAGAUGAAUUAGCUGGUGGAGGAUACAACAAUAGUGCUGAUAUUUUGCUUUCAAGAGGCUUUGGUGGAAGUACUAGACCUGGAUGGAAAUCCGGCGAUUGGAUUUGUAACAGAUUAGGGUGCAAUGAGCACAACUUUGCAAGCAGAAUGGAAUGUUUCAAAUGCAGUGCACCAAGAGACACCUACUAG